UCCAUGGUGCAGAGGACUGUGUUGAAGGUUGAUAUUUCAUGCCAAAAGUGCAAGAAGAAGCUGCUCAAAGCAGUGACUGGACUAGAAGGUGUAGACAAAGUGGAAGUUGAUGAAGCCAAAGGAACAUUGACGGUAACGGGUGAUGCUGACCCGUAUGAAAUAAUAGUCCGGACAAGGAAAGCUGGUAAACACGCUGAAGUGGUGAGUAUUGGGCCUCCUCCAGCUCCACCAAAGCAAGAUGCCAAGAAGCCCGAGGAAAAGAAGCCCGAUGACAAGAAGCCUGACCAGAAGGCCCAGGCAGAGAUCCAAUAUCCAUACAAUUGGCCCAUGUACCAGCCAAUGCCCAUCAUUCAAGUGGUCCGUUCGGAGGAGCCCAACCCGUCUUGUUCUAUCAUGUGAAUAUAAAUCUCAAUAAUUAGUCAUUGUGAUUGAAGGUUAUUUUGUGUAGCAUAUGAUUUAUGAGUGUUGAGUAACA
This is a messenger RNA of Cornus florida, 475 nucleotides long. Its product is annotated as heavy metal-associated isoprenylated plant protein 43-like. The transcript is spliced from 2 exons. Lineage: Eukaryota; Viridiplantae; Streptophyta; Magnoliopsida; Cornales; Cornaceae. The record is from RefSeq and is a predicted model, not a curated record. Bases 4 to 399 code for a protein of 131 amino acids. Gene Ontology annotation, molecular function: metal ion binding.